Plasmodium vivax (malaria parasite P. vivax) is the source of this 8011-nucleotide messenger RNA. RefSeq lists its product as hypothetical. The record is from RefSeq and is a predicted model, not a curated record. NCBI's taxonomy places the organism in Eukaryota, Apicomplexa, Aconoidasida, Haemosporida, Plasmodiidae. The transcript has 2 exons. The coding region runs from base 1954 to 7686 and encodes 1910 amino acids.
GAUCGACUUGUUCUCAUUUUGCCGCAAAAUUGGGUGACACUUGUAAGGGUGUCGUUCCUCCUGCUGCGGCUGAGGGGGGCACUUUCAAUUAUGUCUAUGUUGGUUUAUGUUCACCUUGAUAUGCCCCCUUACGCGUGAGCUCUUUUCACAGUUAUCCCCCCAAGCGACGUCGCCAAAGGGGGAAAAUUCCCGCCCGUCCCAUUUCACCAAAUUGAGAGAAAAUGGCAGUCUCCAAGAAAGCGGUGCAUAUGUAGACAUUGGUCGGGAAGGGCGUCCAUGGCGAACGGGUGACACUUGAGGGGGUAUACGCCACGCAGGAGGGGAACAAAAAAAAACAAAAUAAGAAAGUAAAAAAAUAAGAAAAUAAGAAAAUAAAUAGUAAGGCAAAUCAAAGCAGGACCAAGCUGCGCCCUUCAAAAGAGCACAAACAGCGAACGCGUUAUGUUACCCCUUUCCUUUGCCAUCACCAAAGAACAAUAAGUUGACGCAGGUCAAAAAAAAAAAAAAAAAACAGCGCAACGUAUUUCCUGCCAUUCUUCUGUUUCGUUUUUGUCUAAUGCGUACAAUUUCGCCUUUUAAAAAUAUUUUCUGAAAAUAAAUUUUGGAAAAUGCACGGAACAGUUGCACAUUUGCUUUGUUGUUCUUUUUUUUCAUUUCACAAAAGAUUAUCAUUUGCGUCUGUUUGGGAAUUUUUUUUUCCAACCAGUCAAGCCAUUUGCAUACAGAGGAGGCAAAAAAAAAAAAAAAUGACAAAACGGUAAAGCGGUGAAGCGGCAAAGCGACGAAGCGGCGAAACAGCAAAACAGCACAAUAAAUAUUGUACGAUCAUGCUUAGUGUACUUAAACACACAAGUGCAGCGCAAACGUGAUGACGCGAAAGGGGCGACUGUAAUGAGUAUGCCGCCGCGCAUCCCGCUCGCAUCCUCUCUGUGCAGAGUUGGCAUUCAUGUUUUUGUUCCCUCACGAGGAAGGCGUAGCCAUAGCCCCUUGGGCGAAAUGUUGUAAAGCUUCGAAUCGGCAGAGUGACACGCGGAACGGAAAAAAAAUAAACCAAAACGAAGCAAAGCAAAGCAAAACGAAGCAAAGCAAAGCAAAACGAAGCAAAGCAAAACAAAACAAAACAAAACAAAACAAAGCAAAAAAAAAUAAAAAUAAAGAAGGAAGGAUAAAAAACAACGAAAGGAUGAAGCGAUAGUGAAACGAAUUGCCCAACUGGGGAAUCGUCCGUUUCCAUUUCUAUUUCCAUCGCACAUUGUUACAUUUGAAAAGUGUCCCCCGUUAACAAGCUUUUUUAAUUAACCCAAAGUGUUUGUCAUUUGUCAGACUGUUUUGUUUUUUUUGUUUUCCUGUCGUUCGUAUUUUUCCUCCUGCCAGUUGCGCAACUGUUGACUUUUGAGCUGUGUAAAUAUCGUGACGAGGUUGCCUCGCCUUGCCAGACGUUCCUGUGCAGGGUAAGCAGCCAGGUGAGCAGCGCAAAAGUGUAAAGCAGCGCAAAACGGCAUAAAACUGCGUAAAACUGCGCAAAACGGCGUAAAAAUCGCGAAGGUGUGUUUCUUUUUCCUAGUGACGCGGAACCCCUGCGGGUGCAAGGGCGGAAUCGAAUCGCUCGCCAGCGGAGAGGUGCGAUCGGCCGAGGCCCUCCACUCCCCUUGAUCAUCCCAGAGGUGAGAAUCACUCCGCGCAAAGUACAACGCGGAAACAUUGCGAAGACGUAAAGGGCGAAGCCAGAAUAUUUCACGUGCAACUUUGUUAAGAGGAACCAAGCGACGUCAGAAGGAACAUACGCAAAAUGCAGCGACUCGAGCGCGCGCUCUAGACAGGAGAGCACAAGCAGACGCGGAUAAGCACUCCAACAGUGGCACACACGCGUAAACAAGCGCACCCACAAGUGCAUAUACAUCUCCCCCCGCUGCUCCAUUCAAACACAACAGCAAUGCGAAAUGCACGACCAAAAUGGCAACCAAUUACAGAUCGCUAAAGACAGCGGUGGAAUACGAAUACGGGUAUAUGAUGAAACAGGGGGGCGGGGAAGAAAAGAGCUGGAGAGCAAAGAAGGACCACCCAUUUGACAACCAUGCAGGGAGAGUAAAAUCGGGUCAAAAUAACACCUCGUCGAAUUACCCCCCUGAGAGGAGCUUCCAUUUUGAAAAUGGAAGUGCCAAAUUGGUGGAAGCGAAAAAUGGGUGGAACAGAAAUGACCGCAAAGGUGGGCACUCUCAGGAUGAGCUAACAGCAGCACAGGGAACCGCUCCAAAUGGGGAAAUUUUCUUAAAAAAAAAAAACAAAAGCUACAAAGAUGAUCUGUUAGGAAACUCCACGAAAGAAGAUAACACAGCCCCCCCGUCGAAUGGGAAGAAGCGCCAUUGGGUAGACGGACGGAAUGAAAACAGUCAACAUAGUGAGCAAAAUUUGAAGAGGAAAAAAAUAAAUGAAAUUAUAAAUAAGUAUAGGAAAAAUAUGACCCUCCUGCAUGCAAGGACAAGUAGUGAAGACUCAGUUAACGGUGACGGAGCCAAUUCAAAGGAAGACGGGUGCAACUCCCAUUUGGAUGGUACCUACAAUUUGAGGGGGAGUAAUAAUCUCCACUGUAUCGACGCAGAUCAGGCGACCCCUCUGCAGGGGGAGAAGAAUCCCCGGGUUGGGAAAAAGAGCCAAGUGUAUGAUAAGCACAACGGUGAGAGUCACCAGUGGGAUACGUUAAGGUCUUUGCAAAUGGGACAUACAGAAAUGAAAGAACGUUCAACUGAGGACAUUGCUGCACCUCGAAAAGGAGAAGAAAAUGUGAAAUGGUCAAAAGAGAAUAGCUCGAAAAAGAAUUCAGAGCCAACGAAAAGUGGUGAACAUGGCGAGCGAAGCUACAUGAGCAGGUAUCCCCUCCUUUGGGAACAACGGAAAAAGGAAUACUAUUAUGGAAGCACCGAACAUUUGGUAACUCGGAAAAAUUACGGCGUUAGUUUGGGUUAUAAAGAGCGCGAUGGUCAAGGGGGGGCCAAAAGUAAUUCGAAGCUUCCAUCCCUUUUGAGCGAAAGGAAAAAAGAAGAAAUGGAAGGGGCAGAACCUCCUAUUGAAGUGCAGGCACCAAACGGAGCAGGUAACCUUUUGCCCAGUUUUAAUCGCCCCAAGGUGUGUGGUUCCUCCGAAGGGGAAAAGAAGAAGAGCGCAUUGGACACCCAUGGGGGGUUCUCCUUCGGGGGGAGGGACCCUCAAAAGGGUAAGGGCAGCGGUGGCACCAAUCAGAGUGGCACCAACCGGGGUGGUACCCACCUGUGUGAUGAUGACCCCGCCUCGAACAGUUAUGACGCACCUGUAGGCGCGGAAAAAGGGAACUCUUUAAAUUUUGAGAGACCCGCCGCUAUUCAGGGCAACCUAAUUAACGGCGCAACCGAAGGGACCUCCACGGGCAGAUUUGCCCACCUCAAUAAACUGUUUAACCAGACGACAUUCACGGAUGAUGAAAAAAGGAUCAGAGAGAGAUUCGAGCAAGUCAAACAGAUGGAGAAGACGAUCGAUUUUGAGGGGGGCGUAUCGGAGGAGAAGGGAAAGGAUCAGCAGAAGGAAGGGAGGAAAGAAUCAUCCCAUGUGGGCGACCUUCCGGGCGAAGCAGGUAACGCAGCGGGGCGUAGCGAGGGAGGCCUCAAAGGUUGGAAGGAAGCGGGAGAGAAGAAGACAAAUGGGGCGAAUAAAAUUGGCGAAAGUAAAAUUGGCGAAAGUAAAAUUGGCGAGAGUAAAAUCGGUGAGAGUAAAAUCGGUGAGAGUAAAUUUGGAGAGAAAAAUUCCCCACUGGGGGGUGAAAACGCGCCAAGAGGUGCCGCUAACAAAAGGCUGACACCAAAGUGGGACACCAAGUUAAGUUACACUUUCGAAAAUGGGGAGACCAAAUCGCAAGGGAAGAAAGAAGAACGUCGACCGGAUGAGGGGAAAAAUUCGUUCCUUCACCAGGAUGAAACAAAGGAGUACCCAUGUGAGGAAAAAAACAUUUUUAACUUCAAAAAUAAGGGGAAGUACGAAACGGUUAAGGAAAACCAUCCUAGUGAACCACACAACCCUGUUGGUGAUAAGCCAUCCCCAUGGACGGUGGAGACUAAAGAAAGGAAUCUAUCCCUUUACGAUAAAAUUAAGCAUUCUGCUUUGAGUAAAGGGGAAAAGGAUCCCCAGUGGAAAAAAGGAGAGGAGGAAGACAACCACCACGUGGAUCCCAUUUCGGAUUACAGAAGAAAUGGGCAUAUGUCCGAACGGAGUAAAAAAUGGGAUGACUUGAGGGAGAAGUACCUAAACCUGAAAAGAAGACACGCCAUUGGUUCGGAUGGAGGGAAGAAGAAAGGAGAAGAAGAUCGCAACACUUUGGGGGAAGGGAAGGAAAAAGGUCCCUGGAUGUCCAACCAGGAAAGGGACAAACUGGGUAACAUAUUGGUCGGAGGAAAAACGAGCGUGGGGGGGAGUCUCGCAUCAAGGAAUGGAGUGCUGCCCCAUUUGGUUGAAGCGGCUCCCCGUUUAGUUGAAGCGGCCCCCCGUUUGGAUGAAGCGGCUCCCCGUUUGGAUGAAGCGGCUCCCCGUUUGGAUCAAUCGCUUAGAAAAAGGGCAGAAACCGAAAAGGCGAAGGGGAAAACCACCAACUCGCGCGUCUAUACGUUAAGUAACGAUAAGACAGCAGAGCAGAGGAGGAAUGACAUGCCAAAUUGUAGCGAAGGCAUUGCAAACAGCAUCGGCAACCGCAAGCGAAAUUGGCAGAAGGAGGAGGUGGUGCGCACAGAGAAGCAUUCCACUCAGGCAAUUGCAGAACGGAUGAGAAGCGGCAAAGAUAAACACUUCGCCAGUGGAGACCUGUGCAGCAGCUAUGCCCGUAGCCCGGCCCACCAGGGAAGAAGCGGAAGGAGUGGGGAAGCCGACAAAGGGUUGGAAGCAACCAAAGGGUGGAAACCUUCCUCCGCCAGGGUGCAAAAAAGGGGAGAAACCCAAUUUGAGGCGUUCUCCACAGGAGAAGGGAAAGAGAAGGAUAAUUUUGCACACAUCCGUAUGGCCAACACGAUCGACACGAUCGAUGAGCAGGAUAAAGGAGGGACCACACCCCCCAGUGAGGAUCACAUUUUAAAAAAGUAUCGCCAUUUUUUGAGGAAGUCACCCCCGCGUAGGAGCCCAUACGUAAGAGCCAGUAAAGGGAGCGGGCACCCAAACCAGCUGCUUCACAAAAGUGAAGAGUUAAAAGGAAAGGAAAAAAGCAACCAACCUGUGAGUAGCCCAAGGGGGGAGAACAACCGCAGUGGUGGAUUUGCUCUACCAACAGAUCUGGCAAAGAAGAAACCCCCCAUGGUGAAAGGCAUGUCAGGCGAGGAGUACGCGCAAAGGAUGAGCAAAAUGAACCCUCAGACGAGGGAACAAAUGAAUGUAGGCGUAAAGACCAAAGCGAAGAAUCCACUCUUCCAUUCGACGAAUGUCCAAACCGAUGUGCACAAAAAAAACACCGUUGAAACGGCUCCGAAUGAUCUGCACCUAUCCAACAUAGACAGCUUAGAGGAAAUAAAAAAAAAAUAUGAAAAUGUAAUUAAACGGGUGAAAGAAAAUCUUUAUACGGAGAGCAACCACGCGAAGGUGCACAGAGAGGGGAAAAGAACCAACUCGAAUGAAAGGAUAAAAGAAAAUUUAGACAUGAUUAAGGAACACUUUAAUAAAGAAAAAAUGAAAAUCGAUGAGGAGAACAGAAUGAGGCAUGAAAUCAACGUGAAGAGGAAGCUGUACGAGCUAAAGAUUAGGAAAGACUUUGAGGAGAAAAUUAGAAUUCGCAGGGAGAUGAACGAGAGGAAGGUAAUGGAAGAAAAGCCCAUCGAGAAGGCAGACAACAUCCACGUGGUGAACCCCCGCGAGGGAGACACCCCUGUGGAUGAAGCGGAGAAUGGCACAGGUAAGGGACCCCACGGAGGUGCAGCAAAGGGUAAGGAAGUGCAAAACGGGAAGGCAACCCAACGGGAGAAUCACAAAAACGCGACAAAAUUGGGAAAAACCAAACAGAAGAAAAACAUCUUUGAGGAUUACUCCAGCGAUGGAAGCUACUACAAAUACAUGUACAGAAAUCUGUACGAAGAGACAUGGAACAACAAAAUGAAAAGCCACUACCACGAUGUGGGGGAUAAUUUUUACCUGCAGGAGUGCUCGGAUCAUUUUUUCCUCAAUGCAAAGGCUCGCCCUUCAGUUGCAGAUUCCCGUUCGAACAGCUUCGACAACGAGUUAAUAUCGCUCAGCAGAAUAAAGUUUGACGAUUUCGACUACGACUAUUUGAAUGACAUUAACAGGUCUGCGACGAGGAAAAGGGAAAGCCCGCGCCAGGAUGGCCAGGAUCGUCAGUCACGCGGUGCGCGGCAGUCACGUCAAUCACGCCAAUCGCGCCAGUCGCGCGGGGAAGAGGAGGUGGGAAGAAACCCCCAUCUGUUGAAGCCGAAGGUUAUAUUGACCGACAGCGAGGGGAGCCCCAGAAAGAAACGCUCACAAUGGAACACACAAUGGAACGCACAAACGAAUGGCGGAGGAAUGCACGAAAGUAGCUUCAGCGAUUCGUCUUUAAUCAAAAGGAAAGCAAAUCGUGGGGGCAGAAGAGCCCCCGACUGCUCGCGCAUCCCGCCGGACUCCAGUGGGUACAAACAAAACGACAGCGAGAAUAUUCUGAACAAGCUGCUGCUCAUAAAGCACCAGAAUAGGGCGCGCGGGGGGGAGACGCGUGAAGAGGUGGAAAUGGAUGAAGAGGUGGAAGAAGAAGAGGUGGAAAUAGAUGAAGAGGAGGAAGAAGAAGAGGUGGAAAUAGAUGAAGAGGAGGAAAUAGAUGAAGAGGAGGAAGCCGAAGAAGAAGUGGAAGCAGAUGAGGAGAUGGAAGCAGAGGAGGAGAUGGAAGCAGAGGAGGAGAUGGAAGCAGAGGAGGAGAUGCAACCAGAUGGAGAGACUGAAGCGGAAGAAGAGGUAGAGGCAGACGAGGAGAUGGAAGCAGACGAAGAGAUGGAAGCAGAAGAAGAGGCGGAAGCAGACGAGGAGAUAGAAGCAGAGGCGGAAGCAGAGGGCGAAACUGAAGUGGAUGAGGAACCCCCCGUGGAGGAAGAAAAUCAAACCGACGUGGACCAAGUCACCCUGCAGAAUGACCCUCCUGAAGAGGAGAAUGCCCCUCGCGCUAAAAGGAAGCGGACACGAAACGAAUCCAGUUGCAGCAAUGGUGAUAACACGGGGGGAGGAAACCCCGCCGUGCAGAGGAACAGCAGCCCAGGGGAGGAACAUUCGACGGGAAUGAAAGGAUCCAAUUUGAGAGAAGCGGGCGUGGAAAAAGAAAAAAAGACAAACAAACGGAGUGAUCAAAACAGGGACAACAAUCAUUCGAAUGGUUCAGAGAAGGAUCAGCAGAAUAAAAUGCCAAAGAAAUCGAGCGGACGUGAUGACAGUAACGAAAGUAACGAAAGUGAAGACGAUGAAAACCAUUUGAAGCGUUCUUUAUCAUCAUCGGAUAACGCAAUGCCCAAAAUUAACAUUCUAAACAAUAGGGAAAAUUAUAUUCCCCUAGACGUUGCCCUUAAUUUCGUUAUAGACAAUGAGAAACUAAAAAAAACGAACGUGCAGAAGGAACACAAGGGGAGCCAAAAGAAGAAGACCUUCGUGCAGUGGCUGAUGGACGAGCGCAAGAAACGGCUAAAGAACAAUUUGCCCAUCGAUAUUUGAGAUGCCCCCGCGGAGUUAUUUUUGCGCCACGCGUGUGCGAGUAUGUAGCGGCGUUACUUCAGCGGCGUAACCUUAGCGGCGGUGUGUCUACGCCAGUUUCGACCGCUUUGGCGGCCCCCAUUUGUGCCGCGGCCCCCAAUUUGCGUAACGUGGCCGCUUUCGCGCCAACAUGUUUUUGUGUAACUCCUGUGUGCUUCUCAACAGUUGUGAAGAAAAAAAAAAAAAAAUGAUAAAAUGAUGCAAAAACGCAUUAACUUUUUUUUUGUUUUUUAAAACCUCAUGUUAUGCACGACCCAAAGCAGGGUGUAGAAACAUGUUUGUGAAC